Molecule: messenger RNA, 2930 nt
Organism: Pocillopora damicornis (cauliflower coral)
Lineage: Eukaryota; Metazoa; Cnidaria; Anthozoa; Scleractinia; Pocilloporidae
Product: serine protease 33
Biological process (GO): proteolysis
Cellular component (GO): extracellular region
Molecular function (GO): serine-type endopeptidase activity; peptidase inhibitor activity
Source: RefSeq, a predicted model, not a curated record
CAAGUGACGUCCGGCUGUGGAAAGUUGUAAAUUCACUCAGAAGUGUAUGUUGUGCCCACUCACAAGAGUAUUCGUACACGCGAAAUAUACGCGCACACGCCCUGUCUCGAUUGAGUUAUUAAUAUAGCGCUGUCAGUGAUAAGGACAAUUUUAUUGCUGUAGCUGGUGUCUCAAUGAUACAUUUUACAUAACUUAUACAAAUGAGCCAAAUGACACUUUAAAACUCCUCAUCGCCCGGUGUUAACUCAAAACUACCACAUGCGGCUUUUAAAAAUGUCUUGUAAUGUCCUGCGACGUGAAGAAUCCAGACGUAAAAAUAUUCGACAUGUUUCUGGACUGAUUAAUAUUUACUGGAGAGAUAAAUUAGAUCUCAAAGUGCAGUAAUUAAUUGGAAUAUAUCAAAUACACCUGCUUAAAGGGAAAGGAUGCCAUCCCAUUGGCUGCAAAGAAAUUCAUCUAUAAUGGCUAUUUAUAGUGUAUAAAUAUGCUCUCUCAGCGUUUAUUCUUCUGCAACUUGCAAGUCCGCUCAGUCAAUCGGAACUGCAGGCUAAAAAGAGCUCAUCAGAUUCGUGUCCAACGAGUUGGUAGCUAAUUUUACGUUAAAACAAUCAACGCGCAGAAGCAAUAUCACUAGUGACUACACACUGAGAAUUUCUGUUGCAAAAAUGCAGGUCUGCUGUAGAAUGAUUUAUGUGCUUCUUCAGAGCCUUUUCUUUUUGGUCAUCAUUGUCUGCGGUGUGGACCACUGUCCAAAUUCAGUUCAUCCGUCAGCAGGAAGAUGUAAAAUCGACUGUUUACUGAAUGCUCAGUGUGAAAGAUGGCAAUACUGUUGUAAAACCGGCUGCCGGCAAACUUGUGUGAACUACACGACAUGUCAGUUACAAAAAAUCGAGGCAGCGCUGAUGAGACGUGGCUUUUCGCCAGCGUGCAAUCCGGACGGAAGCUUCAGGGAAAUCCAGUGCACAACUACAACGCCACUGAAAUGCUGGAGAGUUAAUGCACAAGGAGAAAAGUUUCAAGAAACCGAUGUCACCAUUAAGUUUUCCUCUAACUCUGAACGUCAUCAACCUCAGGCGUGGAAAAGAAAACCCAGAAACGUCCGGCAAUACCCAAACCUGGAAGAGGACGAAAUGGACGAAAAUCCCUCCAAAAAGGAAAAAACCCGCUGCCAUCGAAUGCGUGAACGCAGGUUGAGGAAAAGAAAGAACAACCCUGGAGUAUUCGUGCCAAAGUGCAAAUCAAACGGCCACUUUAGAGUUCUGCAAUGUAACAGGAAAACAAAAGCCUGUUGGUGCGUGGACCGGCAAGGAAAACAGAUUCAAGGGACCAGGAUCAGAGGAGGAGGAAAACCGAAGUGUAGAACUUCAACAGUUACUCGCGAUUGUGGAAAACGUUGGGGUUUGUACAAUCCUCGCUCCCGAAGGAUUGUGGGAGGACAAGAAAGCGUUCCUAACUCCUGGCCGUGGAUGUCUGCUCUGUUCUUUAAUCGCACCAAGCUUACCUGCGGAGCAACCAUCAUAAAACCAUCUUGGGUCGUGACCGCUGCACAUUGCUUUAAUGAACAAACAUCAAAGAAACCCUCAGACUGGGAGGUGCACAUUGGUGAACAUUCACUUCACAGAGAGGAAGGGAAAGAACAAAAGCUUGACGUCAAACAAAUACUAAUUCACCCAAACUAUAAGCCAAGUAAUUCCUCCCACCCCGGUGACAACGAUAUCGUUCGUACAACGGAGCAGUGGGAGGAAACUUCCUGUGUGCCGGAUUCAAGGAAGGUGGCACUGACAAAUGCUCUUACGAUAGCGGGGGACCGCUGGCCUGUCCAGAUCCGAGCGGGGACGGCACCUGGAUGCUUGCAGGCAUAGUGAGCUGGGGAGAGAGGUGUGCGUUGCCGUACAAAUAUGGUGUUUACACGAAUGUGAACGAGUAUACUCGGUGGAUGGAGGCAAAUUUGAAGAUUGACAGAUGAAUAAGUGCGAGUUUUUUCUUUUUUGCUAAACAACAUCGUGCAGGGCUGAUGUACGCCACCUGAAAUGGGCUAAAUGUAAAGCAAACGUUGAAAAUGAAAAUCGGAUUACUCGCUUAAGUAAAACAUAAAACUCGGAUAGUUUUCUUGAUUAAUUUUACAUUUUGGAAAACCCUGCGUAAAUUGUUCCGAUAUUCACAUAUCUUUUCAACGGAUCAUUUCAUGAAAUGUAAAACGAAAUUCAUAAAUAUAGCAUUGGCCGGUCUUAAAAUUAUUGCUGAGAGUUAGGAGGGGCAGAUGCCCUAAGAGCUGUUUGGUAAGCGCAUGCAGUUGAACGUAAAGACAGAAAAUGCAUGUAAAUAUCGAAUUAUAUUUAACAUGACGAAGAAAGCUCCAUAAGAAGUAAAUGCAGGCUCUCUAGAACCAAGGUGGCUAACAGAAGGUUAGUGUUUGGUAGUAAAAAUGGAUAUCAAAUAUCAAGUUAUUGACAAAAUUUAAGAGUAUACAGAUCACUUUUUUUCAUAUUAUAAUAUAACGUAUUCAUAUCAAAUAUGAUUGUUAAGCAAGCCAUACUUUAUAACGUGAAGCCUGCGUAAAUUUAGUGUUAUCCCUGUGUAAUAUAUCUUUGUUAACACAGUUGUAACAGAUCUGCCAUGAGUUAAGAAAAAAGAUGUACGAUCUGGUUGAAAGGUUCUUGCUAUCAGCAAGAUCUCUUUUGCAUGAUCUAAAUCGUACAACUUUUAAAGAUGCUUCUCUGAAAUCCCCCGGUGUUUAUCUUUCUAUCAGGAAAGUAGAUCAUAUGAAAGACGUAUGUCACUCAGGUAAAGGCCUGCAUGAUAAACAAGUGUUUAGGCUACUCAGGUAUUCAAGGGACAUGAAACCAUUUUGAUGGAGAAAUCGAGCAAACACGAAUGCAUUUAGGAAUCAAGACAUCCAAUUUCAUCGACAGCAGCUUAUGAAAGGAAGA